Molecule: messenger RNA, 2320 nt
Organism: Apus apus (common swift)
Lineage: Eukaryota; Metazoa; Chordata; Aves; Apodiformes; Apodidae
Gene: DUSP14
Product: dual specificity phosphatase 14
Exons: 3
Coding region: 344-940 (198 amino acids)
Biological process (GO): protein dephosphorylation
Cellular component (GO): cytoplasm
Molecular function (GO): MAP kinase tyrosine/serine/threonine phosphatase activity
Source: RefSeq, a predicted model, not a curated record
GAGGGCGGCCCCGACAGCGCCGCGGUCAGGUGGCAGCCCCGGAGACGGAGCCCGGCUGCCUCCCGAUAAAAGUCCUGCCCCGCCGCCGCCCGCCGGGGAGCGCGGAGCUGCCACCGAGGAGCCAUGCACAACAUCGGACGUGCUCUAUGAGACAUCCCAACUCCAGCAGCCCACAGCAUCCGUGUGCCCAUCGAUGAGUUGGAGCAGGACAGUUUGUUACCGAGUUGACUAAGCAGAGGAAGCUCUCACUGUCCUUGCACCACCAGACCAGACAAACCUUCCUUUGGCUGAAGAUCCCGUUGGGUCUCUUCCCAUAAUGGAAGCGUGAGUGCCAAGAUCCUCCAUGACCUCCAGAAGCCACAACUCCUUACCGAGAACUCUGAUGGCUCCACGGAUGCUUUCUGAGAGCGCCCUGGGGGGCAUCGCUCAAAUCACUCCCUCGCUGUACCUGAGCCGGGGCAGCAUCGCUUCCAACCGGCACCUGCUCCUGUCCCGGGGAAUCACCUGCAUCAUCAAUGCCACCAUCGAGAUUCCCAAUUUUAACUGGCCCCAGUUUGAAUAUGUGAAAGUGCCUUUGGCCGACAUGCCCAACGCCCCCAUCUCCCUGUACUUCGACAGCGUCGCCGACAAGAUCAACAGCGUGGCACGGAAGCACGGGGCCACCUUAGUCCAUUGUGCUGCUGGCGUCAGCAGGUCGGCCACCCUCUGCAUCGCCUACCUGAUGAAGUACCACAAGGUCUCCCUCUUCGAGGCCUACAACUGGGUCAAAUCGAGACGCCCCAUUAUACGCCCCAACGUGGGCUUCUGGAGGCAACUGAUAGACUACGAGAGGAAGCUCUUUGGGAAGACGACGGUUAAAAUGGUACAGACACCAUAUGGCAUCAUCCCAGACCUUUAUGAGAGAGAGAGGAGACCCCUGAUGCCUUACUGGGGAAUUUAAAGGGACUGCAGAUGGGAAGCACAACAGAAGGGACAUGCUGUUCUCAGUCAACCAGCCUGGAGACAUUCCCUUCUCCUUCUACAGCCAACAUUGGUUCUUUACCAUACAGCAGAACCUCAACGAAAUCUCAACUCACUAACCUGCAAGGCCAACAACUCCCUUCAAAGCGUUUCUCUCUACAGGGAUUCCCCCAUCCCCAUUUCUCUGAUCUAGCAGAAUGAGGUCUCCUUAUAAGUUUAUUCCUCUCAUAAAGCCUCCCUCCCUUUUUUAGUCAGUUUAUUAGUAUCCUCUGAGGAAAGGCCUAAAAGGCACCUGGCAGAGUUAAUGAACAAAGCGCGCUUUGUGAUGCGGUAGCCUGGAUAUUUCGUUCAUAGCUUGUUUGCUUCCCUGCAAGAUCCCAUAGUGGCUUGGGAGCAGCACUAGCACAGAGCCAGUGAGGUCCUUCUCUGUGCCAGAGAUUUUUUUCCAAGAGCCAGGAAGGCAGACAUGCAGGGUGGUUGGGGUGCUAGUGCUGGUGUUUUCUUUAACAUCUGUAGUGACUCUCAGUAUAUAGUGUUUGAGAUCUUUAGUCAGCUCUUAAUCUGUAUUAAAAGUAAAAAUAAAUAAAUAAAUAAUGGAAAGAGUGAAGUCAGUCUGUGUCGGCCACAAGUAAAAUAAAAUUUGAAUUAUUCAAAUCAAAUAAAUACAAGAUCCUUUUUUCACUCAUUCCAUGGCCAGGGCAAUAGUCCUGGAAUACACUUACACUGCUGAAAAAUGCUGGUGUGUUUUGUGGGUGGAAAGUAAACAGAGAUCUUGUCCAACCAUGGCUCAAGACAGAAGCAACAGGUUAACCCUCCCUGCACUGGCAGCCAAAGAAACCCUUAGGAAACUGUCUGUGCGUGGCCACCUGCCAAAGGGGCUGGGCUGGGUUUUCCUAUAGUCAGUCAACCAGUAAGUUGGAAGUAGGAACAACCACUUGACUACUUAGCUCUGAGUACGGUCGUGAUCUGCCUUAGCCCAUUUCUAAAUCACUUCAUGAUGUCCUCAUGGUUAUGUUGCAUUCUAGAGUUAUUCUGCUCAAAACGGCGAUCUGUCCAACCUCCCAGACAAGGAUGGCUUUAUGGAGAAGGCUUGGCCUUGUUCUGUGUGUGACGAGAAUGGUUCCAACCUGAGAUGUGGGAGAAGCCUUUCCAUGGCGUCGCUGCUGCCUCCUGGACAUCGGUCCCAAUCCCACGGGUGGGACGGGACUGGCUUUGCUGGAUCGUACCCGGCCCACCAGGAGAGCAAGGCAAGUCCUCUGUGAGACAUCUGUGUCCUCUGUUGUAUCCCUGAAGGAGGAACAGGCAGAUUGCUGGAUGCUGAGAUAGCUAUCUGAUUUAAAUGAGAUUCUAUACUUGUAAA